Molecule: messenger RNA, 2515 nt
Organism: Heterocephalus glaber (naked mole-rat)
Lineage: Eukaryota; Metazoa; Chordata; Mammalia; Rodentia; Bathyergidae
Source: RefSeq, a predicted model, not a curated record
AUGCCAGCCCCGGGGCCCGGUGCGCUUGGCACGCCCGGCCUGCGGCCGCUGCUGCGCGGGGCCUGCGGCCCAGAGGUGGGCGCCCAGAGGCCCAGCCGCACUGCCUCCGCGCCGGCUCCUAUUUCUUUAAAAUCAAAGCUUCGGGCCUACAAUUGCUGGGAUUGCAGCGCGGUAUUGAUCCGCAGCCGGCAUCAGGGCCCGCGGCCUCGCUGCCCAGCCCCCGCGGCCGGCCUGCGAAGCCCAGAGGCUGGGUUUCGGCACCGUGCACGCCGCCGCUGGUACCCGGCCACCCCUCCGGCCAGCCGGGCCCGCGCCCCGCCGCGCCCGACUCCACGCCGAGACCGCGCAGGCGAGGCCGGGCGCUCCCGGGCUCUGCCUUCCUCCCUCGGUGCCCGGGGGACCGGGCUGCUCACGGCCGCAGACGUGUGCGCGGGCGAGCGCGGAACGCGGCGGGAGACGAUCUCCGCCGGCACCGCGAAAGGAGCCGAGGGCGCCCAGGGCCCCGCCGCGGACCGCGCGGAGGACAGGCGCAUCCUGGACGCGACGCGCCCUCGGGCCACAGCAAAUUAUUGCUCAUUUGAUACCAAGAAUUCUAUUGACCACGGCUUUCGUUGGAGAGCGAAUUCUAACUACUGGCUGCUCUGUUGUCAGCUAGAGCUGAGGCUGGGAACCUUCCACAAGGCUGUGACGGCACACAGAGUCCUCUGCUCCAGGAAGUGCAGAGGUGCGUUCCUUACGGGGGCCCACUGGACUCGUGUAGAAAUCUGCUUUUUGUUCUGCGGGCCAGCAAAAGGUCAGCCUCUUUGGAAUGAAACUGCCCACUCAUUUGCCUCUCAGAACCUUUCUAGCAACUUCUUUUCAGCUCUGGCCAUGGUAGGCAAUGAAAUGAUGCAAACAGAUUGCUCCUCGAUCCUUUGGUCACCACUGCCCCAACACAGACACUUGGAGAAAUCAUUCACACCUCCCCGCCUCAAAAAAAAAGUCUAAAUGAGAGGCUUUACUGUCUGGCUAUGAUUUCCUAAAUUUCACUGCCCUAUCCCACUCCACCCCUUCCAGACCCAUGCUGUCGCAGCGGGGCAGAGCAGGGAGUGGGUGCCAUGAGGUCCACUGUCCCUCAUGCAGUGGCCACUCAGUAUCCAGAGAAGGCUGACCUCUGACCCCAGGCCAGCUGCUGUCGGGCUGGAGCUGUCCUGGCUACAGAGAGGACCUGAAGGGUUUGUUCCCGGGAAGCUGCUGGCAGCAGAUUCAGCCCUCUUGCACUGGGAGGAGCCAGUGCCGCCAAACCUAGGCCGACCUCUGCCUUGCACCAGGUGGCCUCUAUUCCAGCGGGUGGGCAUCAUGGGGGACAGAAGACCUGACCCACCCAGCCAGGGUGUGUGAGCCCCCCCCCCAGGCAAAGGGAGCCGAAGCCGAGCCCUUCUGCAGCCUUCUUCCAGAACAUUGGGUCCCAUCUGCGGCCCCUGAAGCCCUGGACCCAGAGACAUGGACACCCUUAGCAGAACCUUGUCCCUGGCGCCUCCGAGGAGGAUACAGCACCUUGAGGUUGGGUGCAGAUGGAGAGAAAGGCCAAGGGCCGGUUUCCAAAGAGCACUGGGCAAGUGCGGCCCCAACAGCAUCAGCUCCCAAAAUCCGAAUCCCUUCAGGGGCUCCAGCAGACUGGCUUGGGGUGAUCGUCCCAGGUGCUGUUUCCCCCACUACUGGCCUCGCUGGGCAGUUAGGCAGAGCCUUGUUCCCAGAUGGGUUCGCUUGGAGGUCCUUCAGCUUCUGGACGGUGGGGAGUAUGGACGGGGUCGCAUUGUAGGGCUGUAUUUGCCUCGGCUUUUCCUUUUUGUUUCUAACAUAGAUAACGCUGGUGUGUGUUGUCUGCCUGCACCCAAAGCGAUGGUGUUCCUGGAAUGCAAGCACCGCCCGCCAUGCUUGGAGCAUCCUGCCGCAGAGAGAACACUUUCUCCUGGUCUCAGCCCAGACUGACAGCCUGGGGGCCUCGUAGGACACUCGGCCAGAUGACACACACACAAGGGCACCCAGAACCUGUGUCGUGGGCUCCCGGGCAGCUGUGGAUCCAGGAGGCAGGCUGAGCAAGCCAGCAACACUCGCUGCCACUUGUCCAGAAAGCAAGAAAGCGGCAAUAUCCUCAGUGUUAUUUAAGGGAAAAAGACUGGGACCUGCACUGGAGUUUAAAAGUUAGGGGCGGGCUGCUCCCCAGCAUUUCUUUGGAAGGAGGCAGAACUGAGAGCUAUGCAGCUGGCUUGGCGCUUCAGCCCAUAGGAGAGGAGGAAAUUCUCCUCCUCCUCGCUGCACCUUGGAGCAGGUCCUCUGGCAGAGCUCUCGGCUCCCCAGCACCCCGUCAGCCUCCUGCCUCUCCUGCCAGGCCAAUGGAACCAGCAGAACUCGAUAGUAAAUUAUUUUGUUCAGCCCUCUGUCUUUUUAUGAAAAUAAAAGCCAACACUUUGUCAUUUUUAAUCACGUAAGCAGACAAUAAAUCCAAUUUCGAUAUUGAUUUUUUUUUCCAGAA